Messenger RNA from Physeter macrocephalus (sperm whale), 462 nucleotides. It is a transcript of the gene TAC4, whose product is annotated as tachykinin precursor 4. The record is from RefSeq and is a predicted model, not a curated record. Gene Ontology annotation, biological process: tachykinin receptor signaling pathway; inflammatory response; positive regulation of cytosolic calcium ion concentration. NCBI's taxonomy places the organism in Eukaryota, Metazoa, Chordata, Mammalia, Artiodactyla, Physeteridae. Gene Ontology annotation, molecular function: substance P receptor binding. Bases 1 to 462 code for a protein of 153 amino acids. The transcript has 6 exons.
AUGACGCUGCCCGCUCGGGGCUUCCAGUCUGGAAGCCGAAAGCACCAGGCCCCACACACUGCUCCAUUACGCACCUGCCUCCCAAGGGGAAUGCAGCCAACGGGCCCCGGGACAGAGCAGUGCUCACCAUGCUGCUGUACCUCCCCCCUGCUUCUCCUGAUGGGGCUGUCUGCUUGCACUGUGGUAGGUGACAGGGAACUGGCACUUGAUGCUGAAGCUGGGUCCUGGGUGACCGUGACCCCGGAGGAAGAUGUUGUGCCCAGCAUUCAGCUCCAGCUCUGGGAAGUGAAGAGGGGCAAAGCGAGCCAGUUCUUUGGACUGAUGGGGAAGCAGGUCGGAGGAAUACCUCCCAUCCAGCCAGAGAGAAGAGGGUAUCAGCGAGGACCAGUAGUCCAGGGCCACCUGGGCAGGGGAGGACCAUCUACAGAAGGCCGAGAGGAUGAGGACCACUGGUCAGAGUGA